Molecule: messenger RNA, 798 nt
Organism: Micromonas pusilla CCMP1545
Lineage: Eukaryota; Viridiplantae; Chlorophyta; Mamiellophyceae; Mamiellales; Mamiellaceae
Exons: 1
Coding region: 44-715 (223 amino acids)
Source: RefSeq, a predicted model, not a curated record
CGCGGCCGCGAAGAAGGCGGUCGUCGCGGCAUCGUCGGAGCCGAUGUGGAAGAAAGCCAUCGGGUGGGUCCUCCACCUCGACAAGCACCUCGCCGGGAUGUUCGCGUCGUACGGCACGAUCGCGUACGCGAUCCUCUUCGCGAUCGUCUUCUGCGAGACCGGUCUGGUCGUCACGCCGUUCCUGCCGGGGGACUCGCUUCUCUUCGCGACCGGAGCCCUCGGCGCGUCCGGGGCGUUGAACUUCCCGCUCACGAUGGCGAUGCUGUUCUCCGCCGCCGUGCUCGGCGACGCGGUCAACUACGGCGUCGGGAACUGGGCGGGGGCGAACUUCAUGGUGAAGUACCCGAAGGUGUUUAAGAAAGAGUACGUCGAGAAGACGAAGAAGUUUUACGAAAAGUACGGCGGGAAAACGGUCGUCAUGGCGCGGUUUUUUCCAAUCGUCCGAACCUUCGCGCCGUUCGUCGCCGGCGUCGCGAACAUGACGUACGCGACGUUUUUCACGUACAACGUCAUGGGCGCCGCGGUGUGGAUAUGCAGUUUCAUGUCCAUGGGGUACUUCUUCGGGCAGAUACCCGCGGUGCAGGAAAACUUCGCGCUGACCGUGAUCGGGAUCAUCGUCUUAUCCUUGGUGCCGGUGAUCGUCGAGAUCAUAAACGCGAAGAAGGAGGAGAGCGAGAGCGAGAGCGAGGGAGGCGAAGCCGCGGCGGCGCAGUGAGCCCGCGCGCGCGUCGUGAACUCUCCGCCGAGCGCGGCGCAUCGCGUUGAUUUCGAUGAAUGAAUGAAUGAGCUAUCGUGCGA